GGGAAGAGGGGGCAAUAUGGGGAGACAACCUUGCUGUGACAAACUUGAAGUGAAGAAAGGGCCGUGGACUGCUGAAGAAGACAAGAAGCUCAUCAACUUCAUUCUCACUAAUGGUCACUGUUGCUGGCGAGCCGUUCCAAAGCUCGCUGGCCUCAGGCGAUGUGGCAAGAGUUGCAGGCUUCGUUGGACUAACUACCUUCGUCCUGACUUGAAGCGAGGCCUCCUCACUGAUGCAGAAGAGAAACUUGUCAUAGAUCUCCAUUCUUGCCUUGGCAACAGGUGGUCUAUGAUAGCUGCAAAAUUACCAGGAAGAACAGACAAUGAGAUUAAAAAUCAUUGGAACACCCACAUCAAGAAGAAGCUGCUUAAGAUGGGUAUUGAUCCUGUUACUCACGAGCCUCUCAACAAAGAAAUUGCUUCUCAGGAUAAAAGUUCAUCCCCUGCAGAGCAUUUGUCACAAUCUGACAGUGACAAUAAUCAUCAGGGGAAUGUUCUUAACUCAAAGGAGAAUUCAAUCUCGUCAUCAACUGAAAAUUCAUGUGGGGAUGAACCACUUCUGCAAGAAAUCAACCUCUCCAACAACUUGUGGCUGGAAGAAACUUCACUGGUGGAUGCAUUAUGGGAAAGUAUACCUGAUGCACAGAAUGCGAAUUAUGACUCGGCACUUUCAUCUUGGGAGGAUACUAGUUCCUGGUUAUUGGGCUCUCUGGACUUUGGUUUUAAUUGCUUCAAUGAGAUUGAGCCUCAUGCCCUUCAGGCGUUAGGAAUGGAGGAGAAGGAACAUUAGCAUGCAGAAGUAAAGGCUUAAGCGUCAAGAAUUCAUCAAGCUACGAUGUUACAGAAUGUUCUUGACAGAUGGAAGGUGAACAUUUCCUCGUAUCAGAUUCCUGAUCAUUCGUCGAUUUCCAUACAAAAAGUAUCAAACCAUGUCAUCUUAUUUUAACGUUACUAUCUGCCUUGUAAAUGUUGUAAUGGUAGGAUACAAGUUACAAAGAUGGGAAGUAUCAGACUACUGGUGGUUCUUGUGACUGUAAAACCUGUUGUACAUUGAUGCUUACUCUGAAGAUGUUACUUCAUUGUGGA
This is a messenger RNA of Neltuma alba, 1083 nucleotides long. Its product is annotated as protein ODORANT1-like. NCBI's taxonomy places the organism in Eukaryota, Viridiplantae, Streptophyta, Magnoliopsida, Fabales, Fabaceae. The record is from RefSeq and is a predicted model, not a curated record. Bases 17 to 787 code for a protein of 256 amino acids. The transcript is spliced from 2 exons.